AUGCUGACUAUACCGACUCUCCGUCUGUCUCCUGGAUCAGUAACGUGCUCCCUUAUGGCCUGCCGUACCCGAGGAGCACUCAUUCUUGGUGCCCCUCACCGAGCGCUUCUUACUCCUCCGCCUCCGCCCCCCAUCUCGUCGCAGUCUAGCCAACACUCCACCCAACAUCAGAACUCUGCAUCACAUGUUUCCUACACCUUCCGGUCACCGACAGGCUCUGAAGCUACAUUGAAACAGUCUCUGUCCGCGCUCUCUUUGAGGCUCAGACAACACCAUCACUUCAAGGUUGGUUGGCCGACUGCGCACACAGAGUACACUGGACACCAGACGGAGCGACUACACGCAUACCUUACAAAUACCCUUGUUAUGCCCUGUCUGGAUCUUCUCUCACAACUACGCGCUUAUUUUAUUAAAGAGCCUCUACAGCAGAUAUCCCGUAAUCCCGAAGAUGGUGUCUCGAUCAUCACGAUCACGAAUGUUCUCCCAUUCCCCGCUAGCUUCCCGAUAGUGCUCUUUGUAGCAGAUGGCUUUGGAGACGCAAUUGGCGAGGUUACUCGCUCACCUCUUUUGUCGAGAUACCUGACCGAAGCAUGGAAAUCGGACCCCGCAGCAAAGGUCAUAUGUAGCGAUCUCAAAUCUCUCUUCGUGUUCAAACAGGACCUCAAGUCGGGCCCCCGCACGGUCAUCUUCGAACGCUUAUCCGUCGACCCGGACCUUGUCGUCAUUCAAGUGGUUAUCACUGCAUACAUAAGUGCAGCUCUCACAGCAGGAACCUAUUACGACUCAUAUUUUGCACACCCUUGGUCUACAAAGAUCUUCGAUCCGCCUGAGGUCCUAGGCUGCUUGCCAGAUCCAAGCAAACCAUUGCUGACGGACACUGCGGUUUUCGCGACGCAUGAUCGCCAGUCGGACUUUGAUCUGUAUACGCUGAAGAGUUCUCCCCCUCGGGCUCUCCAGUUCUUACGCUGGAAAACUUACAUCACGGACAAUAUCGACAAGAUAAAUAUACUGCGACCUGGGGAUAGCGUAACCGCUUCAACCGGAGGGUUCUCCCGAUACAACGCCACUCUUCGCCCUUACUGGCCUGUUGACCUAGAAUCCAUUCCUACCUCUACCAUGGAGCACCUGCGAGUUAUCGGGCGCCCUCCGCCUCUCGACGAAGAUACACAGUCUCGUCUUUCGGAAUCUACCCAAUUUCGCAUCACCCUCCUCGAGCGGCUCGGCGGGGAACGUAAUCCCGUAUACCGAUGCGAGAUCACAGCCGUUGAUGACCAACCCGUUCCCCCCAACAUACCUCCCCUCUGCCUCAAGCUCUUCGAUGACCGUCUAUUGCCAACACAUGCCCCCGACGAUCCCGACGAGCACGAUGUUGGACCUGAUCAGACAACGUGGAUCUCCUGGCGCACGAGUGAAGACCUGGUCCGCCACGAACACGCGAUAUACCAACAGCUUGCUUUCGCCCAGGGUGCAACCGUUCCAUGGUAUUACGGAGCACACAGAUUCGUGCUGCCCGAUGGACACUGGGUAUACGGCGUUCUAUUAGAAUAUAUCCCGGGAGUCACUGUCUCAAAGGCCAUCCCUACGAUGAAGGAUACUGAUAGGUGUGCACUGGUUCAGGCAGCUCGGCAUUCCUUGCGGGUCCUGCAGUAUGCCGAUGUAUCUCAACAUGAUUGGCACGACGGCCAGGUUCUGGCGCUCUCCUCGCCAACUCCGCAUACCGUACUGCUUGACUUUGCGAGGGCGAGCGUCAGCACGGAGCCGGAGAAUCAUGAGAGCAACGACUACAACGGGCUGCUGACGGUCUUGAAGAAGCCUCUGAGGAGCGCUGGAAUGACUGCUGCGUCUAUCUUGGAGCAUUAUGGGGAACCAGAGGUAUGGGACCGGGCUGCUUGCACAUGGCGGGAUGACGAUGGCAAAUCGCAACUUCUACAGUCUGAGGACCCUUAUGAUUGGAUUUAUCGGCGUAUAGAGUCCUAGUGUAUACUUAGCACUCCGAACUGGC
Molecule: messenger RNA, 2002 nt
Organism: Stereum hirsutum FP-91666 SS1
Lineage: Eukaryota; Fungi; Basidiomycota; Agaricomycetes; Russulales; Stereaceae
Exons: 5
Coding region: 1-1977 (658 amino acids)
Source: RefSeq, a predicted model, not a curated record